AGAGGCAGAACAGUCUGCACACAUCAUCAGCUUGUCUCUUUAGGAGGACGAGAGCAAGAGAGAGUAAGAAAGGGGGAUAAGAAGAGACAGACAGAAAAAAGGAAGAAAAGAGAAACUGCAUCAAAGAAAAGACAGAGUUGUUGCUGAGCUGGGAAUCCAUCCAGCAGACUUCAGAGUGACUGGGAGCCUAGUGGGAGGACAGACUGGUUUCUAGCCACAGGGAGUAGACUGCAAAGCACCAUGGCUGACAACGUGAAUGAGGAGUCGGAUUAUACCCCAGGGAAAGAUGAGCUGGACUGGGGCUAUGAGGAAGGUGUAGAAUGGGGACUUCAUUUCCCAGCAGCCAAUGGCGAGUACCAGUCUCCCAUUAAUCUAAACUCCAGGGAGGCUCACUACGACCCGUCACUCCUGGAUGUUGGAUUGUCACCAAACUACGUGGUGUGUCGAGACUGCGAGGUCAUCAAUGAUGGACACACUGUCCGUAUUAUUCUUAAGUCCAAGUCAGUGGUUACUGGAGGUCCACUGCCAAGCGAUCACGAGUAUGAGCUUCACGAGGUUCGAUUCCACUGGGGCAAAGAGAACCAAAGAGGAUCGGAGCACACGGUCAACUUCAAGGCUUUCCCUAUGGAGCUUCAUCUGAUUCACUGGAACAGCACUCUGUUUAACUCAUUGGAGGAUGCUCUAGGAAAGAAGAAUGGAGUACUUAGCAUAGCUCUUUUUGUGCAGAUUGGUAAAGAGCAUUUGGGACUGAAGGCCAUCACUGAAGUUCUCCAGGACCUGCAGUACAAGGGGAAGAGCAAGAUAAUCCCCUGCUUUAAUCCCAACACUCUGUUACCUGAUCCAUUACUGAGAGACUACUGGGUGUAUGAAGGAUCUCUGACUACACCACCUUGUAGUGAGAAUGUGACCUGGAUCCUCUACCGUUACCCUCUCACCAUCUCACAGUUACAGAUUGAGGAGUUUCGGAGACUACGGUCCCACGUCAAAGGUGCGGAGCUGCCAGAAGGGAAUGAUGGGAUGCUGGGGGACAACUUCCGUCCCACCCAGCCGCUCAGUGACCGGACAGUUCGCGCUGCCUUCCAGUGACUCCCACUUUGCACCGCCAUCUCAGACGAACUGUGGGACCUACAGAUACAAUCAAAGAAGGAGAGAAGAAAGAAGAGGCGUGAAGAGAGUAGCAGCAGUGCAAGGAUGUGGUUCUAGAUCAGCCGCAGAUUAAGAGUGAAGGUGGACAAAGAAGCUAUUGAUUACACCCCUUUACAGUGUGUGUGUGUGUGCUUAAGUGUAGUCUCUACACCCUCAUGCCCCUCCCUUUUAACAGAUGUAAAAUCCCCCUCUGUUUGUGUACUGUAGUGUGGUAUUGUGUUAAUCUGCUGUGUGUGUCCUGGUGACAGGAGGCUUAUAAUCAGCCCAUCUCUGCUGUCAAAACAAAAGGAAGCUUGAACCACAGAUGUGGUACCUAGACACAUCCGUGCGCAUACACACACACACCUACACACACACGCACACACAUCCUUUGUACAUUACGUGAAUACAGGACGAUAAUUAUGCAAGACUGUACACAUUUUACACAAAGUUUAUGAGCUUAUUUGGAGCUAAAUUUCAAAUGAAGUCACACAAAGAAAAUAUACAUGUGUAUUAAAUCAAGCAUCCAGCAAGAAAUCAUGUUUCUAUACAGCCUCUGUUUGAAUCUUUUUAGUAAAUCUCCAUUGUUAGUAUUUCUUUAUUAAAUAUCCCCCAAAGGGCUGGAGAGAGACAGCUGAAGGCAGGUGUACUGGCUGGAAUUCCAUUUUCUGAAUAUUAUUGGAAAUUAUACACUGAAGGAAUCUUUGAACUGAAUAAUUUUCCAUUAUUUCCAUCAGUUUCCUGUACCUCAUGCAUUUUCACAUCCACACUCUGGAGGUUGGGCUCAUUUUGUAGAUUAACCCUUCAAUCCAAUGUAUUUUGCUUAUUUUUUAGCUCAAUAUUUGAAUUCUGGGACUAACAUUGUUUAAAGAUUCAAAAUAAUCCAUAUUUACAAGGUGUUGCUCUCCAUGACACUACCACACUGCUGCACCAGUUGGUGAAACAACUACUUUUAAGGGUAAAACAUCAAUUUCUGAGGCUAACAAAUGACACCCAGAACAUCCUAAUAACAAGGGAAAAAAAUUAAUUAGUGCAAACGGCACCAUCAACUUUUUAUUUUGGCAAAGCAAUUUAUGUUAAUGUCACUGAGCUUAUAGUCAAGUCAUCUAAGCUUAUGACCUGGAUUACUCCCUGCAAAGCAUAAACAUGAUGCAACGAUGCUGUGUGCACAGCUGUGGGGGUGAGCCAACAGACACGCACUGCAAGACGAGCAUCUCAGCUUGUAUUUUGCUUUGUAUUUUAGACCACCUCUCUCUUGACAAACAGAAGGUUUGAACAGCAGGUGGGUGGAGAUAGGUGGCUCAGAUGACCAUAUUAGGGAUAUUCUCUCUCUCUGACAUCAUAAAAAGUUUAGGGUUAAAAAAAAUGUUUGACACCCGAACUCACAGGGGUUACUUGUACAUACACUGACCUCAUUAUUUGAAUCUUAAUAUGAGUAUCCAGCAUUGAGACUAUGUUCCUGAAAACCAGGGCAAAGCACAGUCAGUCCACCUUAUCGUUUAGACACAUUUCUGACCAAACUAACACACAAACUAAAAAGCUAUACAGCACAUCAUAAACCAGCAAUUCUGAGUAAAACAGUAUUAUGCUGGAUGUCUUCACACAAUCAACAGCUUUAAUACUGAAUAUCAGUGUUCCUACUGAACUUUCAAAUCCCAUUCAUCAGUGGGACACUGCAGCCACUACCACGUCUUAUGUGUUACUAGCACAGUUUUUUUUUUUAUUUGUGUAUGCGUCAGUGUAUUUGUGUGUUUGAAUGCCUAGCCUCACUGUAUGUGACUAACUGAUCUGGCAUAAACUGUGAGAACUGAUGACUAUUACUGUAAACCAACAAUAAACCUGACACACUGACUUACUAAAA
This is a messenger RNA of Oreochromis aureus, 2986 nucleotides long. RefSeq names its product carbonic anhydrase VIII (gene ca8). Lineage: Eukaryota; Metazoa; Chordata; Actinopteri; Cichliformes; Cichlidae. The transcript is spliced from 9 exons. The record is from RefSeq and is a predicted model, not a curated record. Gene Ontology annotation, molecular function: carbonate dehydratase activity; zinc ion binding. Bases 241 to 1086 code for a protein of 281 amino acids.